AUGGUGGAGGCAAGGGACGCAGAGCUGGCGUUUGCGAAUGCAAUAGACGGCUUCGCGAGCAGCCACGAGGACUCGCUCAGUGUGUCCAUCGGAGGUCCAGUGCUAACGCCAUUCAUAGACACCCUAAAGGAGCUCAGGUCGCACAAGGACAUUCUCAAAUCACAGGUGGAGCACAUGCUCAUUGACCGUCUGGCCAAGUUCAAGGACACGGACCUGCACAACCUCAAGGAGGUGCGCAAGCGGUUUGACAAGGCCAGCCAGCAGUACGACCAGAUGAGGGAGCGGUUUCUGUCAAUGAAGAAGGACACGCGCGCGGAGGUCAUGGGGGAGGCGGAGGACGACUUUCAGACCGCCAGGAUGCACUACGAGAAGGCCAGAUUCGCCCUCGUGGCAGCGCUGUCGAGCAUAGACUCGAGGAAGAAGUAUGAGUUCAUAGAGUCCAUUGCCUCCACCAUGGAUGCCCACCUGCGCUUCUACAAACAGGUGCGCCUCUCCACUCCAGGAGGCUCUCUUAUGUGCCGCGUGUGCAUGCAUCGUGUAUGGCCUGUUCACUCCCACUUCUUUCCCCCGCCACCAAACCCCGUCCCUUCCCCACCCCUUCCCCCCCAUCCGGUGCGCCAUGGCAUGGGAGGCAGAGCUACGAGGGCCCCGCUACUUGUGACCACCACCCGCACUCUCCACUCCUCAUCCUCCUCUCCUGCACUACACCACCAACCGCCUACGUCCACCUACCAUCCCCAUGCUCCUUUCCAGGUGCUGACAUACGCGCAGCAGGCGCGGGAGCAUGGGAACCAGGAGCAGGCGGUGCUGGGGGAGCGCAUGGGCGAGUACCAGCGCGACAAGGAGAUGGAGCUCGCCCGGGGGGACGAGAGCGCACAGGCCGCUGAGCGCAUAGGCGGGGGGGGCGGCGGGGGAGGGCCGUACCAGGCGCUGCUGGGGGCCGGUGGAAGUAACUCGCGGGUGCGCUAG
Closterium sp. Naga37s-1 is the source of this 969-nucleotide messenger RNA. The record is from the annotation of a GenBank genome assembly. Lineage: Eukaryota; Viridiplantae; Streptophyta; Zygnematophyceae; Desmidiales; Closteriaceae.